UGUGUGGUUCGACGCUCCAUCUCCGGGUCUAUUCCCUUUCUUCUGUACAUGUACUGAGUAUGCAUCAUUCCGUUUUUUUCCUUUUCCUUUUCUGCUUUCUUAGACAUUGAUGGGUGCCGCUAUGGCGGUGGACACUGUACCGGGCGGCUCUCUGCAUAUGGCUUUUCCUGUGUCAAUUGUAUUUGCAUCCGCGGAUUCGCUCUCGAUUCGCACCGCACCACCGCUUCUUCUUACCGCUUUGUUUUGUCUCUUUCUCCACUUCGGAUCAUGCAUGCCAAGGGAUGGUAUCUGCACCUGUUUCUCUGGGACAUGGAAUGGGUGGAUCCUUUGUUUAUGUCACAGGCGCUGGCGAGGGGAAAAAGGCAUAUCUGGAUUUUUGGAUUCAGGUUUUACGGCGGAUUUGGUAAUGCAGGCAUUGACAGGCCUGCGCAGGCGCUGGUCAGUCUAUGGAGUCUACGAUAAUGAGUGGCGAAACGGGGAGGAUGAUGGUAUUGUGGAGACUGGGCAUAGCGGCAUGCAGCAAGUCACCGGUAUGUCCAUGCUCAGCUGCAGCGUCCGGUGGUCUCGAACCUUGCAACAAGAGAGUUAGGAAGGUCUUCAACGUCUGCACGCCCGACAUUGGGUGGCAAUAGACAUUCCUUCGCUUGUGCCCAAGCUUAGAGGCGUGAACCAUGGACGCCAGGGUUUGUGGGGUUGUUGAUGAUAUGACGGCACGAGACGACAUGAUUGGGCUGUGCGAUUGGGCAGCAAAUGUACCAUAGACGAUUCUAGUACUAUAGACACUUCCGAGGCUUCAUUGCAUCAUUUCUCUAUAGACGACGGCUUCUUCGGGGCUACCUGUGCUCUUGCCUCGGUGCUGCGUCGUUGGGAG
Messenger RNA from Boeremia exigua, 871 nucleotides. RefSeq lists its product as uncharacterized. NCBI's taxonomy places the organism in Eukaryota, Fungi, Ascomycota, Dothideomycetes, Pleosporales, Didymellaceae. The transcript has a single exon. The record is from RefSeq and is a predicted model, not a curated record. Bases 110 to 589 code for a protein of 159 amino acids.